UCACCACGGAGACCCAGCACCGCUGCUCCAUCCCCUCCUGGCCCGCUGCUAAGCUGAGCGUGCCGGCUGGCUCCAGAGCAGCCCUUGCCCAUGCAGACUGCCCUGGCGAGCGGCGGGGGGAAAGGGAGCAGCAGGCAACGCGCAGCAUGCACUGGGGUGUUGGUUUUGCCUCCUCCAGGUCCUGUGUGGUUGAGCUGAGCCGGAAUCAGAGCCUCACCCUCGGCUGGUGUGCAGGAUCCGAAGAGCACGUCUCCUUUUAUGGGGGCAUCAUCGCUUUCCCUUGGCAGGAUUACGGUGGGAUCAUGGCAGGGCUGGGUUCUGAUUCGUGGUGGAAGAAAACCCUUUAUUUGACUGGGGGAGCCCUGCUCGCUGCCGCGGCGUAUCUGCUACAUGAACUCCUGGCAAUUAGGAAAGAGCAAGAGGUUGAUUCCAAAGAUGCUAUUAUACUGCAUCAAUUUUCAAGACCUAACAAUGGUAUUCCCAGUUUAUCUCCUUUUUGUUUGAAAAUGGAAACUUAUUUAAGGAUGGCUGAUUUACCCUACCAGAACUAUUUUGAUGGAAAACUUUCCCCUCAAGGGAAAAUGCCCUGGAUUGAAUACAAUCGCAAAAAGGUAUCUGGCACUGAGUUCAUUAUUGACUUUUUGGAAGAGAAACUCGGAGUGAAUUUAAAUAAAAACCUUGGUCCACAUGAAAGAGCUGUUUCCAGAGCAGUGACAAAAAUGGUGGAGGAGCACUUCUAUUGGACAUUAGCUUAUUGCCAAUGGGUGGACAAUCUCCACGAGACCCAGAAGAUGCUUUUGUGCAGUGGCCCCUUUAGUGACCUGCUGAAGUGGAUUCUGUGCCACCUAACAAAAGGAAUUGUGAAACGAGAAAUGUACGGUCAUGGCAUCGGCCGCUUCUCGGAGGAAGAGAUAUACAAGCUGAUGGAGAAAGACAUGCGGUCACUAGCAGGUCUCUUGGGUGACAAGAAGUACAUCAUGGGACCGAAGCUUUCCACUCUUGAUGCCACUGUCUUUGGGCACCUGGCUCAAGCAAUGUGGACAUUACCAGGGACUAGACCUGAGAGACUAAUCAAAGGUGAACUGAUUAAUCUUGCUAUGUACUGUGAAAGAAUAAGGAGGAAAUUCUGGCCAGAGUGGCACCAGGACGAUGAUAACACCUUGUACGAAUCUGAGGAAAGUAGUGAAGCUAGCAAGCCUCACACCCCAUUGCAGGACUUCAGCUUUUAUUCAAGGACAGAAACAUUUGAUGAGGAGGGGACAGAGAACAGUAUUUCUCAAACCCCUGACACGGAUUAUACUGGACACUCUCUCUUUGAUUCUGAUGUGGACAUGGAUGAUUAUACAGAUCACGCACAAUGCAAGUGAUGUAUCCAAACACUUCUCCGUUUGUGUCAGAAAUGCCACUUCUUGGGACCAACUUUCCCACGUUCAUGCCAGUGUGGAAGAGAUCAUUGUGCUUGACACAUUUCACAUGCUACCUGCACUAUUUCACUCUUAUUUCAUUUUGUAAAUCCAUUCAGAUGGAGCCUAAGUUAAACAAUUUGAACAAAAAUAGGCAAACAAGAGAUCCAGAGAGUAGCAGGAUCUUAGGCCUACAUAUUGCUCCCACUGAAAACAGAUUCCAAAAUCAUGUGAGUAAACCUACCACAGGUGGAGCAGAGAGGUCAUGAGCACUGCUUUGUGUUGAGUUUCUCAUGGUCACAGCAGGGGGUUGAUAGAAAGGGAAAAGGGUUUAUUGGAAUUCCCCUCUCCCUCCUUGGUAAGCAGUGAUUGCACUGUAUUAAUGCAACAGGAUGCCAGGGCAACUUUACUCAACAGCUUCUUGCUCUCUGGGUGUGUACGUUACGCGUGAGUGUGUAUAGGAGAGGAGUAGGGGUUUGGUCUCCAGUGCUUUCACAGACUGUCCAUCAAUAAAGGCUAGAAGAAAAUGUGCUCAUGCAAAAAGCAACAUUUUAUAAUUCCUAUUCUGUACAAUAGCUUGAAAUCUUUCAGUUUUAUAACUUUUUUAGUUGAAAGGGAGACUUCAAAGUAUUUUAAAUUAUUACCUAACAAUCCCCUAGAAGAUUGUUUAGGAGUCUUGGCUAAACCCCAUCUCAGGUAUAUAUACUCUGCCCAUUCAAAUUCCCCUUGCAGUUUCGAUUAUGUAAAGUGUUCUUUCCACUUCCUGGUGCGAACUGUUGUUUGGUCUUGCUAGAUACUGUUAAGUUAAACACCUAGAAUGCACCUCCCCAGAGUCAACUGCAUUGCAGUGCUGGACACUUCAGUCUCUAUAGCAGGGAUCGGCAACCUUUGGCAUGCAGCCCUCCAGGGUAAGCAAAUGGGCCCAGCCCGCCAGGGUCCUUACCCUGGCGGGCUGCAUGCCAAAGGUUGCCGAUCCCUGCUCUGUAGUUUUUGUGUAUGAGUUGGCAAAGUUUGCGAAGCACUUUGGAGUGCUGCAGGGUAUAAGACGCUAUGUAAAUUCAAGAUACCAGAUCCUCAGAAGUGCCAGAGGAGAACUCAACAUGGGAAGGCUAAGUAGGUCGUUUACAUUGGGUCUAGGGCACCUGACACACUCCCUAUAACCAGGUGGGUGGGAAUGGGUAGGAGAGAACUAGCUGGCUAUGCCAGUUCUGUAGCCUUUGUGGAUUUCCCCAUGCCAGACUGGAUGCUGACACUGAUUUCAAGCAGAGAAAAAGCAUAUGAGGAAUUAAAGUGUGUCAAGGUGUUUGUAAAUAUAUUUAAGAAAAAUCAGAUUUUGGGUUCACGAAUCUUGACGGUGUCCCUUAAAAUGUUUUAUGCAUGGCUUUCAUGGUUUAGGAAAAGUUGUUACAUGAACGGGACCACUUUGCAACAUUACUAGUCAUGCAGCUGAUAAAUAACUUGUUCCUGUAUCUUGUAUUCUGGGCAGCUAAGAGUAAAAGGGGCAGUUGAUGACUCUUCUCAUGGUUGCUAUUGCUUCUCCUAAUACUGAGAAUUCAAAAUAAAUGGAGGAGUUUCCCAAAGCUUUAAAAGAAA
Malaclemys terrapin pileata is the source of this 2996-nucleotide messenger RNA. RefSeq names its product failed axon connections homolog, metaxin like GST domain containing (gene FAXC). Gene Ontology annotation, cellular component: cytoplasm. Lineage: Eukaryota; Metazoa; Chordata; Testudines; Emydidae. The record is from RefSeq and is a predicted model, not a curated record. The transcript has 6 exons. Bases 147 to 1367 code for a protein of 406 amino acids.